AUGGCCAUGGCCAAAGGGAGUCGCUGGCACGACUCGAAGGGUUCUGGCAAGGGCAAGGGAAGGCCGCCGGACAACUACAAAACGGAUCUCUGCAGAUUCUUCGAGCGUGGUCUUUGCGAGAAGGGGAAAGCAUGCCCCUUCGCGCACGGCAAAGAAGAGCUACGCCCGUCGUCUUUGCCUGACAACAUCAUGGCGAACAAGCAGAAAGAUGUCGAGGUGAUGUCCUGGCUGAAGGAGCGAAGAGAAGAAGAAGGAGACGCUGGCGAGGCGUUUGAGCAUCAGUGGAAAGCAUGGUGCAAAGUACACGCUCUUCAGGACCUGUCAAAAGCUGCACGUUUGAAAAGCAUCCACGACUUCCGUGCGGCGGUGGAGUCAGGUCCAGCGCCAGAGGACGAGUCGCAAGAGGCAGCCGAGGCGGCUGCAUGUCCACAGGGCCACAGGCUGAAGCGCCACUGCGCGACGGAUGAGUACGAAUGUGACUGCUGCGGUGCCGACAUUCGGCCGGGUUCAACCUUCUUCGAUUGUCGCGAAUGCGACUACAGCCUGUGUGUGGCCUGCUCUGCGCAGAGCACCAGGAGGGCAAGACCAACCGAAGCGCCUGACAAACGCCAGCUGCGUUCGCCAGCGGAAGCUUCGGUGGAAGUGGCAACAGAGGAGCAGACGGCAGCCACGACAGAUGCUGGGAUUCAGGUAUGGGCUUCCAGCAUCGGAGCCAUACGGUUCAAGCUGAAGCAUGCAAUUGAGGACGGUUUGAAGCUGGGCGAUUUAAUCGGCUUGACCACGCAGCAGUCCCCUGUCAAGUGUCCCGAGUUGGUCAGGGAAUGCGAAGGGCGAUGCGCCGGUUUCAUAGGCCACUUCCUGUUUCCGGAAGCUCUGCCAACUGUGGUUCAGACAUGCCUUGGCGAGCAAAACCUGGCUGGAGUUUGUCGAGCACUGCAGCUAGAAGCGCUUUUGCAAAUCGAGACUGACGGCGAGCUGACGUCUCGAGCGGCGGUUGCCUCAUCAUUCUUCCUGGCCCUGUUCGGUGCAUCCCGCAGAUGUCGCGACAAUGCCUGCUUGCUGGUCGCAAUUGAGGCGAUGCUCGACUUUGUUUGCCUGGUUGGGACAAGCCAUUUCGUCGCCAUGGGCGUGAUGAGCGCCGAUGCUCCCCUGCAAGACUCUCAAAGCAACGACAGCGACGGAGAGGAGGUCAUCUGGGCUUCAGGGCAGCCGUCCGAGACCGCCAUCGAGCCGCAGCCGGCCGAGGAACUCCAGGAAUCCGAAGAGGCGGCCCGAGCGCGCCGCGUCCAAGCGCAACAGGAGCGAAAGUCUUCUGUGCGCUGGGACUAUACGGGCGGAUACCGAGCUGCAGAUGCCAAGCGAGAGACCAACGAGGAGGCAACGCUCCGAUUGAUAAAUGCGCGGUGCAAAGGGAUGCGGCUUGGGAGCAGUGAUAAAGCCUUUGCACCUGCGGUUGAUGAAGAGCUACCUGAGCCUUCGAAGCCUGAGACAGAGUCCCGCAGAGGCAUGCUGCAAGGGGGUGAAGGCUCCAAAGCUCCGAGGUUCAAGAAAGACCUGUGCAAGUACUUCGAGCGGGGCCAUUGCGACAAAGGGGCGCAAUGCACGUUCGCUCACGGCUACGAAGAACUUCGCGGUGGUAACAAGGCAGCCCCCAGCAAGGGCCUACCCGUCCACCACGGUCCAUCUUGGGAGACUGGCCCCCCUUCGGCGGAGACGGUCUACCGCAAAAAGAUCUGA
Messenger RNA from Symbiodinium sp. CCMP2592, 1737 nucleotides. Lineage: Eukaryota; Dinophyceae; Suessiales; Symbiodiniaceae. The record is from the annotation of a GenBank genome assembly.